Lymnaea stagnalis (great pond snail) is the source of this 1540-nucleotide messenger RNA. The record is from the annotation of a GenBank genome assembly. Lineage: Eukaryota; Metazoa; Mollusca; Gastropoda; Lymnaeidae.
AUAAGUAUACUGGACAAAAACACUUUCAAGAUGAUGGUUCUUGCAUACUUCACCUUUGGUACUUUGUCUGUGCUGUGUUUGAUAUUACAGUACUGGGCACAUCGGACAAGAAGGAAUGUCACUGUGGGUAACAAUCCGCAAUUCAUUAAAUUCCAGCGAGGAUAUUUUGCAGUCUACCUGGUUGCCAUGUUUGCAGAUUGGCUCCAAGGGCCGUACCUCUACAAACUCUACAGUUACUACGGCUUUCACGAGCAACAAAUUGCUGUCUUGUAUGUUUUUGGAUUUGCCUCAUCUGUCAUUUUUGGUGCAUGGACACCCAUUGCAGCUGACCAGUUUGGAAGGAAGAAGUUAUGUAUUUUUUUCACAGUCGCAUAUUCGUUGUCAUGUUUGCUUAAGUUAUCCAGAAGUUAUGGGAUUCUGUUAAUAGGUCGUCUUGUCGGUGGCCUCGCCACCUCUGUUUUGUUUACAGCUUUUGAAGCAUGGUACAUUCAUGAGCACCUGGAGACGCACGACUUUCCAAAAGAGUGGAUCCCAAUAACAUUUCAAAGAGCCUCCAUGUGGAAUGGAAUCCUUGCAGUUUUGGCCGGUGUGACCACUAACAUUGUUUCUGAGUGGAUCGGUCUGGGCCCAGUGGCCCCAUACAUGAUGGCUGUUCCAUUUCUUAUCUUUGUUGGAGUCAUCAUAUCCACACACUGGAAUGAAAACUACUCUAUGCAUAAAGUUAAGUUUGGAAGAUUGUGCUACGAUGGACUUAGAGACAUAGUAACCAAUAGGCGCAUUUUCAUGAUAGGGGCCAUAGAAGCCUUGUUUGAAAGUGUUGUGUAUAUUGUAAUAUUCUUAUGGACUCCAAUACUAGAGCAAGGGAAGCCAUCCCUUGGGAUAAUAUUUUCUUGCUUUAUGGUUUGUAUCCUUAUUGGGCAGGCAAUUUUUCAAAUCCUAACAUCAAAAGGGGUUACCGUCAUAAGGAUAUUACUGUUUGUUGUAAUCUUGUCUCUUAUUUCAAUAUUAACAUGCGUUUACUCAACACACCCUCGAACGAGACACCUCAACGCAUCCUUAGUGGCUUUCCUGGUGUUCCAGUUCUGUGUGGGUUUGUACUUUCCAGCCAUGAGCGUGCUGCGAAUGCGGGUCAUCCCAGACGCGCACAGAUACUCCAUAAUGAACUGGUUUCGCGUACCGCUGAAUCUGAUCUCGUGUGCCGUCUUGAUGCUCCUUCACGAAGACGUAUUUCUUCAUGGUAACCAUUUAAUAUUUGUUGUGUGUGUUGGCCUGUUGUCCCUGAUGCUGCUGGCGACAUUCAGAUUCAUAAGGAUUCCACUAACCCAAGAAGAAACCGAUGAGGAGCUGGGAGGAUCAACAAAGUUGUUGCUGGAGGCUGACCACAUCCACAAUAUUUUCUAGAUUUAAUUCAAUGAUCGUUUUUACGGACCCAAACUUGCACAUACAUUUUAUUGGUUCAGUUCCUUUCUACAUAAUAUUGACUACCGGUACGAGUCUUUUGGAACUGGAUUUUUAAAAAAAAAAUUUUGUAACAUUUGAG